Messenger RNA from Juglans microcarpa x Juglans regia, 1952 nucleotides. RefSeq names its product auxin efflux carrier component 2-like. The record is from RefSeq and is a predicted model, not a curated record. Bases 125 to 1711 code for a protein of 528 amino acids. Gene Ontology annotation, molecular function: auxin efflux transmembrane transporter activity. NCBI's taxonomy places the organism in Eukaryota, Viridiplantae, Streptophyta, Magnoliopsida, Fagales, Juglandaceae. Gene Ontology annotation, biological process: auxin export across the plasma membrane; auxin polar transport. The transcript has 6 exons. Gene Ontology annotation, cellular component: plasma membrane; endoplasmic reticulum.
AGCGUUUCUCCUCUUACCUCUGUUGUGUUCUCUCCCAGUUUUAGAUUACACGCACACAGAGACAGAAACAGGCACUUGGACAGUCUCUUUUGUCAAUAGCAGCUACCGAUCUAUCUGUCCACCCAUGAUCACCGGCAAGGAUGUGUAUGAUGUUUUCUCGGCACUUGUGCCCUUGUAUGUCGCUAUGUUUUUAGCUUAUGCCUCUGUACGGUGGUGGAAAAUUUUCACACCGGAGCAAUGCUCCGGCAUCAACCGUUUUGUAGCUGUAUUUGCAAUCCCAGUUCUUUGCUUGAAACUCCUUUCCCAUAAUAACCCAUACACCAUGAACUAUAAGUUUAUUGCGGCAGAUUCUCUCCAAAAAUUAGUCAUUCUAGGAGUUCUCUUUCUUUGGAUAACCAUCAGUAAGAAAAGCAGCUUUGAUUUGAUGAUUACUCUCUUUUCACUUUCUACUCUCCCAAACACUCUAGUCAUGGGCAUCCCUCUCCUGAGGGCCAUGUAUGGAGAUUUUUCGGCUUCUCUGAUGGUUCAAAUUGUGGUAUUUCAGAGUGUAGUAUGGAAUAAUCUGCUGCUUCUUAUGUUUGAAUAUAGAGGAGCAAGGAUUCUCAUAACAGAGCUGUUUCCAGACUCUGCAGGGUCCAUUGCUUCAUUCCGUGUUGAUACCGAUGUUGUUUCAUUAGAUGGUCGUGAACCAUUACAGGCUGAUGCUGAGAUCGGCGAUGAUGGAAAGCUCCAUGUGGUGGUGAGGAAAUCAUCUGCAUCUUCUGUGACUCCACGAGCCUCUAACCUAACAGGUGUAGAGAUAUAUUCUGUACAAUCUUUCCGAGAACUUGCAACAAGGGCUCUAAGCUUCAACCAACUAGAUCUUUCCUGGCCGCGUGGACAUGCAAAUUGUCCCCAAGUUGGAGUUCUUGAUGAUGCUUUUUCCUUGAAAUCCUCGAAAGGCACGACGCCAAGAACUUCUUUGAAUUUUGAAGAUCAUGAGAUCCUGAAAUCUGGGAAGAUAUCAUCAAGGAAGGAGGGUGUGAUGUUUCAUAAGGAUCAACCUCACAUGUUUGCUUGGAGCUCAACAGCAUCGUCUCCUGUUAACUGCGUUUCUGCCACCUCAAAUGACAUGGGGGUCGUUGUUGAUGUUUCCGAGGCUGCUAUUCUCCAGAAUGCAUCUUUAACAGGUAUGGAUGAAGGAGAUGGGAAAAAAAGGCCUCAAACGCUUCCACCAAUUGUCAUGACAAAGCUCGUAGUCACCAUGGUUUGGAGGAAGCUCACAAGGAACCCCAACACCUACUCGAGCCUUCUUGGCAUUGUCUGGUCUCUCAUAUCUUUUAGGUGGCAAGUCAAAAUGCCGUCUAUCGUUAAUGGAUGCAUAUCGAUAAUAUCAGACACUGGCCUUGGAAUGGCUAUGUUUAGUCUAGGUUUAUUCAUGGCUUCACAGCCAAAUAUCAUUUCGUGUGGCAAAUCUGCAGCGGCGUUUUCAAUGGCAGUUCGGUUCCUGGUUGGCCCAGCAGUGAUUGCCUUAACCUCUGUAGCCAUUGGUCUUCGUGGGGUUCUUUUGCAUGUCGCAAUUGUUCAGGCGGCGCUUCCCCAAGGAAUCGUUUGCUUCGUGUUGGCGAAGGAGUACAAUGUCCAUGCAGACAUACUUAGCACUUCGGUUACCGUUGGAAUGGUGAUUGCGUUGCCCAUAACAAUACUCUACUAUGUGAUUCUGGGUCUGUAAUUUGUGGGCCGGAGAGCAACGCGCAUGAUAGCGGCACAGGGAAAAGUACGGCUUCUAUAAUAAUUUCUUAAAAGCCAGUACUUAGCCGAUUUGGUGCAUGCACUAUAAUAUUCAUAGCAACACAUGAUGGUGCAGUGUGAAAUCAAACAGCAACAUUAGGGUAAUAAUAAUCGCAACAAUGAUGUUUUGUUAAAGAUUCUUGUGAGCUAGCUCAAUAUCUUUACUAUGAAUAAAUUAUAAC